AUGGACGGCUCAGACAGCCGCCUAUUCCGCUUCUCGAAGCCAGAAUGGCUUAACAACUCAACCGUGCGUAACUCAGGCGUCUACGCAGCAGGCGCAUUGUUCUCCCUGGGGUUCUUUUUCUUGAUCGACGCCGCCGCGUUCUCGCACAGCUACCGCAACGACUCGGACGUUCACGUCAAGUUCGUCGACUGGAUCCCCGGCAUUUGCUCUGCUCUGGGCAUGCUUGUCAUCAACUCGAUAGAGAAGUCGCGGCUGCAAGCCGAUAGCUUCAGUUACAGUGGAAACGGUGUCGCGUGGAAGGCGCGGUUCGUGCUCUUCCUGGGAUUCGCAUUGCUUGCUGGGGGCCUGGCGGGGAGUGUGACGGUUAUGGUCCUGAAGUACCUCCUCAAAGACUACGAGUUGUCGAUAUUAUACUUUGGGAUCGCGAACGUUAUUUCCAAUGGGCUGAUUAUGCUUAGUUCAAUUGUUCUUUGGGUUUCUCAGAACAUUGAAGAUGACUACACAUACAACCUUGCGCUGUAA
Molecule: messenger RNA, 522 nt
Organism: Aspergillus puulaauensis
Lineage: Eukaryota; Fungi; Ascomycota; Eurotiomycetes; Eurotiales; Aspergillaceae
Product: UPF0220 family protein
Exons: 4
Coding region: 1-522 (173 amino acids)
Biological process (GO): late endosome to vacuole transport via multivesicular body sorting pathway; protein targeting to vacuole
Cellular component (GO): fungal-type vacuole membrane; Vps55/Vps68 complex
Source: RefSeq, a predicted model, not a curated record